ACAUGCAAGCAUUCGGCGACCAGCAAACAGGUUUGUUGAUGGACACCGACGAGUCAGGUACAAAAAAAGCACGUGAUUGCCCAAAAUUGCUAUUUGUGCGACCAUCAUGCGAACUAACCAUGUGACUUGGCAAGAUAUCAAUCACGUCUACGUCAAAGACGACGGAAGGGUUUGAUUUCUGCACAUUUCCAUCACCUUCGUAGGGGCUGUAGCGUUGCACGAGUAGCUCCCCGCUCUCUUAAGGGCACACGUGCAAACGCUCGCAGCGGCAACAAAGCGAUCGCUGUACGCACACUGGCAGAACCUGUGUUGGUCGGAUGGCACUCGACCAGUACUGAAAAGCGCUCCGUCCGCAACAACCUAACUUGGCCUCUUGGAGACGAGCCCACGGCAUCUUGGGCUCCAGAUGCAACCGGUCACGUACAUUCGAGCAAGCGAAUCUUGGGGCGGACAGAAGUUCAAAGCUAUUGACAAGUCCGGUCAAGUGCUGGUGUCCAUUCCAAUCCAAUUUGCGAGGGAUGGCGGGUGCAAUACAAUUGGCUUUGUGCUAUCUCAGGUAGCAUUUUGCUGGGAGCAGGAUGGGUUUCUUCAGUCCGAGACAGGGCAGCGGUUAGAAGCUGAGGCUCCACUAUUCGACGGCACUGCUAUCUUUGUUCGUGAAGAUGGGAGCACGGACGCCUGCACUCCUCGGAAAGGUCCGCGCUUCAAAUACAAAUACCGCGCACCAACAGAGAAUUCAAAUGCGGGCACCAUGAGCAACUCUAGCCGCUCUUCUGACCUUCAAAGCCGAUUCAGGGUUGCGCUCAUUGCGCGUGAUACAUUCUGUCUUCUGUCUGGAGCUGAUUACGAAGAUUGCGUUGCAAGCCACAUUCUUCCGUUAAGCAGGCCAGAGUACUACGCCGAAGUAUUGGGAGAGGACGUGCAAUACCUUUUCAAGGCCGAGUACGGCCUUUUGCUUCGCAGCGAUCUACAUCACUCAUUUGACCGGGGCGAAUGGGCACUUCACAUCGAUGGAGACAACUUAGUGGUUCAUGUCUUCAAAGGAAGAGGCUCCGCUAAACCAUAUCAUGGUCAAAUUAUCACUCCGGCAAGGUUUCACCUCCGCCCAGAAUCUCACCCCAACCGGGAUGCCCUGAUGUUCCACUACCAGCAAUGUAGCAUUCAACGAUUCCGAGGCUUUUCCUCUGGCUUCGAUUAAAGUAAUCGUUUGGAUUUCUCAUGCGAAGAAUACACAACUGGCCUGCAAUGCCAGCCAGUUCGUUCCAAUAUGAGCGCCUUCAUGCUUGCUCGUCGUUCGCAAAGGCUAGCAAUUGUAGUGGAGGAAAAGUAAGGUCAGCGCGGCGAAGCAUCCCAGAGCGAGCGCCCUUCGGAAGCAGUGGAGUCUGUCUUCUAACGAUAUAUAGGCGGUACAUAAUGGGUGGAUUGAUUGUGCGUGGCCAAUGAC
Molecule: messenger RNA, 1444 nt
Organism: Tilletiaria anomala UBC 951
Lineage: Eukaryota; Fungi; Basidiomycota; Exobasidiomycetes; Georgefischeriales; Tilletiariaceae
Exons: 2
Coding region: 407-1198 (263 amino acids)
Source: RefSeq, a predicted model, not a curated record